CCGCCCCGACCUCCUCACCCAUCACAGAGCUCUCUCUCUCCUCGGCACACGCGCGUGGGCUCUUCUUCCUUGUCGAGGUGCUCAGCAUUGAUGGCGACUGACGUGGCUGCUGACCCGGCGCCGUUGGCGGAGGCGGCCCCCGACGUCACCACGGAGGCUCCGGCGGCGGUGGACGCGAAGCCGGCCAAGGCUAAGAAGGCAGCCGCGCCGCGGAAGCGCACCAAUCCCACCCACCCACCGUACGCCGAGAUGAUCUCGGAGGCGCUCGCGUCGCUCAAGGAGAGGACGGGGUCGAGCCAGCACGCGAUUGCCAAGUUUGUGGAGGACAAGCACAAGGACAAGCUGCCGCCCAACUUCCGCAAGCUGCUGCUCGUGCAGCUCAAGAAGCUCGUCGCCGCCGGCAAGCUCACCAAGGUCAAGAACUCCUUCAAGCUGCCGCCGGCGCGCGCCCCAGCCGCCGACAAGCCCAAACCGAAGGCGAAGGCCGCCGCGAAGACCAAGGCUAAAGCCCCCGCCAAGAAGAAGGCCACCGCGAAGCCCAAGGCCAAGGUCCCCGCCAAGCCCGCGGCCAAGACGAAAGCAGUAGCUGCGAAGUCGAAGGCCCCCGGCAAGCCGGCUGCCAAGCCGAAGGCUGCACCCAAGCCGAAAGCCAAGCCGGCCGCGAAGCCGAAGCCGAAGGCGGCAGCUCCCAAGCCGAAGGCCGCGACCAAGACGAAGGCCACAUCCGCCUCGUCCCGGUCCCGCCCGGCCAAGGCGGCCAAGACGUCGGCCAAGGGCGCACCCGGGAAGAAGGCGGCGCCGGCGGCCAAGAAGCCCGCUGCCGCAGUGAAGAAGUCACCAGCCAAGAAGCCCGCUCCGGCGAAGAAGGCGGCGGCCCCGGCGCGGAAGGUGCCGGCCCGGAAGGCGAAGAAGUAGAGAUCGGUGUCGAGCAGUCUAGGGUUCACUUCUCGUUCUGUUUUGGUUGUUUCUCUUCUUUUUUUCUCUUAGUUGAGGAGGGGCAUUCAGGGGUACUUGCUUGUAAAUUUGUUAUCGAGGCGGGGGCAAAUUUGUGUACCCAGGUUGAAAGGACGGAUGGACGGACGGUGUCGUGGAGUUUGUUAGAUGGUUGUCUGUAGCUGAGGUUAAGGAUCAUGUGAUAAGUAUUUGUCGAAAUUACCCUUGCUAAUCUCUUUCACUCUGUGCCUGUGAUCAGACCUUGUAUGCUAUCUGGAUUCUAGAUCUGAAAUAGAAUGAUUUGAGUUCUGGAAAGACA
This is a messenger RNA of Phragmites australis (common reed), 1252 nucleotides long. RefSeq names its product histone H1-like. The transcript is spliced from 2 exons. Lineage: Eukaryota; Viridiplantae; Streptophyta; Magnoliopsida; Poales; Poaceae. The record is from RefSeq and is a predicted model, not a curated record. Gene Ontology annotation, molecular function: structural constituent of chromatin; double-stranded DNA binding; nucleosomal DNA binding. Gene Ontology annotation, cellular component: nucleus; nucleosome. The coding region runs from base 91 to 915 and encodes 274 amino acids. Gene Ontology annotation, biological process: chromosome condensation; negative regulation of DNA recombination; nucleosome assembly.